GGACAGCGCCCCAACUCCCGGCCAGAUCCGCUCGGGCCUCAGCUGGGAGCCUUCCCUCGGCUGCUCUGGAGGAGGACAGAUUCCGUGAGCUGGGCCCAAGGACUCCCCGGUCACCCCGACACACCAUCCAACAUCUACGAAGGAGGGCUGGGGGCCCAGCAGCAGCAGUGUCCCAGUGCCCAGGGAAGCAAGCCCAAGAACUUCCGGCUGCGCCACCUCCGGGGCCUGGCACUCUACCUACCAGGCCACAUGCAGCCUGCUGGCCAGUGUGAGAGUCACUGGCUGGGCCGGCUCAUGGCUGGGGGCUGCCUCCCAUGGCCUGAGGGCAUGGCCUGGCCCCUGGACCUGCCACAGGGGACUCUGAACCCAGGUAGCAGCCACCGUUCAGCCCUUCUGGAAGCUCAACUGCCCAGGGACAGCCUGGGAAAUACAGGAUCCAGUUCCAGCAUGGAUCCAGCCAAGGGUGCCCCCUCCCAGCCUGGUACCCAUGAAGGCUUGGGGUUCCGCCCCAAGAGAUCCUGGGAGGCCUCAGAGGAGCCCACCUGUCCACUGUGCAAGAGAAUCUGCUCUGGGGCUCUGGAGAGGCCGUAGGGAUCCGAGUGCGGUUUUCACAGCUCAGGACAGGAGGGGAAAGAUGGCCCAGGAAGAGGCGGAGGAGGCAGGUCCAGAGAGGAAGGGCUCAGCCCCACCACUAGCCCCCCCAGAUGGAGACACCUGCAGAUGCCCAGCACCAGAGCCUGGGCCAACCUUGGGAAAACUCGAGGGGAGGAAGAAGAGGUCCUGAGGGAGGGACAGAAAAAAAUAGAAGCCUGGGCAUGCCCUUGCAGCCUGCUCCAACUCAAGGAAACCACUUGUACCUGGGACGCCGGGCUGAGUGGAGAGAGAGGCUCCCAAAGAGACUGGGGAGCCUGCUGGUCUAAUCUCAAUAAAAGCCAAGCCCACAUGCACCUUUGUCCCUCCGUCUGUCAUCAGGCCAGUUCUGUUAGAGAAACAGCCCCUUGGCACUGAGAGCAAGUUUCCAUGUCCUGGCCCUGUUGCUAUUUGGGACCAGAUCAUUCUUUGUGGUGGGGGCCAUCAGGUGUGUUGUAGGAUGUUGAGCAGUGUCAGCAGUCUCUACCCAGAUUCAGCUAGCUCCCUCCUCCAAACUGUGACAACCAAAAGUGUCUCCAGAUAGUGUCCAAUAUCCCCUGGGGGUAGAAUCACUCCUGGUCUAUGUCACUAGGCCUCAGCCCUGUGGGGAGAGGAUGGGAAGACCAAGGUUGGCCUCAGUGACCCUCACUGUCUGGCUGACUUCCAGUCCUGGCAGCCUGGGUUGGAAGCCCCUUUGGGGGACUCCUGCCAUACCCACGUGAUAGUGUCUAUGAUUCUGGAGACCAGGAGAGCUGGGUUCCUUCCAGACUGCCCCCAGGGUUCAGAUCUGAGGAUGCCCAGUCUGUGGUGGCCUCCACUGGGCCACAUCCCGGUGGUCUGACUCUGUGUAUCACUUCCUGUCUUGACUUGGGACUGGCUCUGGGUCUUGCUUUACCACAAUAGAUGUGGUAGAAGUAACUUGGCAUCACUCUGGCAUGAAGGAAGCCUGGUGGCUUCUAGUGUGUGUGUGUGGUGGUGGUGGGGGGUCAGUAUCCACAUAAAGAGCCCCCACAUGGUGGGAAACCAACCCACACCAGGGAGGCCACCACUGCCCUCUGAACCACCUUGGGAGUGCAUCCUUCAGCCUGUUAAGCCACCCUUGCUGAAGCAUGGAGGGCAGACAAACCACAGCCUACUCUCUCCCUCAAGGAAGGACAUCUGCUGCAGCUGAGUUGAUCUCUAAACGGUUCUUCCCUAAACCUCCCAAAGCUUUUCUGAAAAGCACUCCAAAGAGGCUGACAAGUGGAAAGCCAUGGCCAUGGCAUGCUGGGACAGGGAACUGAUGUGAAGGAGCACCCAGAGCCUCAAACAAGCAGACAUUUGUGGAAAUGCACACUGACAACCUGGGGCAUCCUCACCCCAUUCCCUGAAUGGCCAGUGGGUUUGGAACUGGGCCACCAGGAGCCAGUCUCAGCCUUUGGGAGCCUAUCCUUGAAGCCUGAUGGGUUGGAAGGGCAGUUACCUUUAGGACCACGGUCACCAGAACCCCUGCCCCUACCCACCCUUGCAAGUUAAUACUAGGCCACAUGACUAACCAAGGGCCCCAAGGAGUCACCCCUUAAUCCUGAAGCUGACCCAUUAAACAAGGUGUAUCUGCCUCAAUUAGCAAGGGUGUAACUCACAGCAUUAGGAUGCUGCUAGGACUCAGAGACCAGGCCAGUUCACUGACCUUGAAACAUACAAUGCCUCCAGCCUCCAUACAACCCCAUGGGCUGGCUCCCUGACACCCACCUCUACAGGUGCCUCAGGACCUGUCCUGGGGAGGGCUGUCUGGGUGAUGCGCCGUCAAGGGAACAGUACACACACAGGUUUUGGAGGGGCCGUUCAAGAACUGCGUGGCUCCUGGGUAACUGCCGACCCCUGAACCAGUUUUCAUCUGUCUAAAGGGGCGACUAGCAUGGCUCCAUGGCCAGGGUGGCCAGAAACUCCAAGGAGAGAUUGCUGGGAGCACAUGAUCCCAGACUUGGCCAACCUCAGGCUCCCAAGAUGAGGUGCCCUGGACCAAAGGUCCCAGUCCCCCCGGCUCCUGUGGCAAGGUGCACUGGCCCAGGGUUCCUACCUGACCACUG
Myotis davidii is the source of this 2699-nucleotide messenger RNA. RefSeq names its product chromosome unknown open reading frame, human C16orf90 (gene CUNH16orf90). The transcript has 3 exons. NCBI's taxonomy places the organism in Eukaryota, Metazoa, Chordata, Mammalia, Chiroptera, Vespertilionidae. The annotation marks the transcript as partial. The record is from RefSeq and is a predicted model, not a curated record.